AUGUGCUUGUGGGAAGACACACAUAGCCCAUCCACACACGCGCUCUCACAUGUACACACCCCAGUGAGCAUGGGCCGCACCAUGGACUGUAGCCCAGGGAGGCCCCUUGGUCUUCACUGGAAUCAGCACGAAGACUUGUGUACGCACCUGGCAACCCAGCGCCCAGUGCCCUCCCGCGUGGACGCCUGUGCACCCCGCCCGCAGCCGCCCUUGCUCUGCUGCCUGCCACGUGCUCUGGCCUGGCCUGGGGAGGGGUCCUGGGAGGGAGGGAGAGCGGCCAAACUGCUCCCUCCUGUUCUUCGGCGUAUCCUUCUGACCCUCUGA
Rangifer tarandus platyrhynchus (Svalbard reindeer) is the source of this 324-nucleotide messenger RNA. Lineage: Eukaryota; Metazoa; Chordata; Mammalia; Artiodactyla; Cervidae. The record is from the annotation of a GenBank genome assembly.